AUGGACCUGACCUCGAGAUCAAAACAACAACCCCACCCCAAACCGCGGAUGCAUUUCACCGCAAACAGCUGGAUCAACGACCCAUGCGCGCCCGGCUAUGAUCCGCACACGAAGUUGUACCAUCUCUUCUACCAAUGUAACCCGACCGGUUGCGAAUGGGGCAACAUGUCAUGGGGCCACAUCGUGUCCCGCGACAUGGUGUCUUGGACCCAAGCCGACGUGUCGCCGGCCCUCAUCCCAGACCAACCAUACGACGCCCAGGGGGUGUUCACCGGCUGUUGGAUCCCUCCCAUCGACGACGAGUCAGGCAAUACAUUAUGGGUCGCUUAUUCAUCAGUCAAACACCUCCCCUUUCACUGGACCACGCCGCCCUACCCUCGCAACGCAGCUGGCUUGGCUAUAGCAUCGUCUCGUGACGGUGGCAGGACUUGGACGAAAUCGGCGCGGAAUCCGAUGGUGGCGGGGGAGCCGGGUGGCCUGAAGGUUACGGGAUUCCGGGAUCCGUUCGUGACAGAGCUGCCUUUGAUCUCAAACACAAGUGACAGAGGGUGUGUUCUCUAUGGGCUCGUCUCGGGCGGGAUUCAAGACUCCGGCCCAACCGUCUUCCUGUACGAGAUCCACCGCGACAAUCCAGAACAGGAAUGGAGAUACCUCGGCCCUUUGGUAGAAUUGCCAUCGAGGUUCCAACCCUCCGAGAAAUGGAGCGGGAACUUCGGCGUCAACUGGGAAUGUGCCAAUCUCGUGGCGCUGCGAGCAGGCCCGGACGUUCGACAUUUCCUGGUUAUGGGCGCCGAGGGGGAUGUCGAGAAGGAGCAUGUGCGGUCAUAUCAGCGCCCCGCCACGGCGCCUUCGCGGACUGUGAGGGCUCAGUUGUGGAUGUCGGGUCGUCUGCUCCCGCCUGCCAGCGGCGAUGGCGUGCGAUUCCAAUAUGAGUCCGGGGGAUAUCUCGACCAUGGACCGUACUAUGCUGCCAAUUCGUUCAUGGAUCCCCAGUCCGGACGCACGAUUGUGCACGGUUGGAAUCCCGAGGAAGACCUAACCCUAGGCGCCGCUGCAAAGAAGGGGUGGAACGGGUCUCUUGCCAUUCCGCGCGAGAUCUUCCUCCUCCGGAUCCCGAAAGUCGUCGGGGCGCUGCGGAGCGCACUGCAGGAUAUCUCUCCCUUUGAGCUCAUCACUGAAGAGGAUAGAACAACUACUGUCUUGACCUUGGCAUAUCCGCCAUUGCCCUACCGGAAUCAGACGCCAUCACACGCCGGGCCAUUUGCCAGACAGCGUCCACAAGCUGGGAACUCGAGGCGGCCAUUGCAAUCCACCCGGGAUGUGAAGAAGUCGGCUUUCACCUGCGCCACAAUGAUGAUCUCUCCAUUCGCACCAUGGUGA
Chaetomium strumarium is the source of this 1380-nucleotide messenger RNA. RefSeq names its product glycosyl hydrolase. Gene Ontology annotation, cellular component: cytoplasm. The coding region runs from base 1 to 1380 and encodes 459 amino acids. The record is from RefSeq and is a predicted model, not a curated record. NCBI's taxonomy places the organism in Eukaryota, Fungi, Ascomycota, Sordariomycetes, Sordariales, Chaetomiaceae. Gene Ontology annotation, biological process: sucrose catabolic process. The transcript is spliced from 3 exons. Gene Ontology annotation, molecular function: sucrose alpha-glucosidase activity.